AUGCACUCUAUCUUUCGUUUUAGGCACAUUGGAGCCUAUUGUGACUAUAACAAGUGGUAUCAGAGCCCCUUGGAGCAGUUUCGACAAUGGCUGGACCUGAGGAAAGGGGUGGCAGAGGUGCUGGUGGCAGAGGAGAAGCCCAAGCUCAAGGCCAACCCCGUGAUUCAACCAUGGCGCCCGUGCAACCAAGUAAUGGAGAACAUAUUUGACCACUAUGACCUGCUGGAGGUGAUGGAAGGAACGGAGAAGCGUCCCGAGAACGACCCGGAGAAGAGCCCGUGGGUGCGGAAGAGCGCACAAGGCUACCUCCUACUUGGGCAAGCGUUGGGGAGCAGCCAAAUCCGUCACAUCAAGCCUUUCCAGCGUGAACCAGAGAAGGGACCAAAAGCAUGGGCUGCUCUCAAGGGUGUACACGCUCCUGCAACAGCGGCGGUAGCUGUGGUGUUGGAACGGCAAAUGGCGACGUUACGAAUUGAAGAGGAUGAAGCGGUUGAAGAAGGGGUGCAGAAAUUCUUCGACUUGUUGACGCGGCUUGAGGGAGCUGAUUUGAACUAUAGUGAGCUCAAAAAGAAGACCAAAUUGCUGGCCCUACUCCCCGAAUCAUGGUCCUCGCUCAUCAUCAACCUGAAUUGCGACUUGCCCCGCCUCUCGCUCGAAGACGUGAAGCGGGCUAUCCUUCAAGAGGAUUUCCGCCGCCGUGAGUUGGCGAGUGCGGAUGGCGCUGGGGCAGCGAGCAUCGGCCGUGGAUAUGGUCGAGGAAGAGGCAGAGGACGAGGGGGAGGAAGGUUUGGUGGCAGCAACUUCGGCGGAGGCCGCGGGAGUGGCGGUUACGGCAGCGACGACAAGAGCUACGGACGCGGUCGCGGCCGAUUCGACGGCGAGUGUCACUAUUGCCACAAGAGCGGACACAUGUGGCGCGACUGCUACAAACUCCCUGAUGGUUGGACCCCUGCUCAAGGCCAAGAGGGUAGAGGAGCAGGAGGAGGGAGAGGACGAGGCCGUGGAGGCCGUGGCGGUCGCGGUGGCGGAGCUGCAAACAUGAAGAGCGGAGACAACGACAAGGACCCGAGCGACGAUCGAUACCCGGGUCUAUUCUACUUCGUGUCGACGCAAGCACCGGCUGGUCCAGAGAAGGAUGAAGGCUUUGAGGAGCCAGCAGCUGUGGGGAAGGUGACCCUACACCCCCUGGACUACUGGGUGAUUGAUAGUGGCGCUACCUAUAGCAUGACACCUCGCCCGGACUUGCUCACCGAACUCGAGCUGUCACCGGUGAAGCAUGUCACAUCGGCUUUGGGGCAGCGAGCUGAGGUGAAAGGCAUGGGGAAGGCCAUGUUCAAGGGUGCUGAUGGGAAGAUGGUGGGCCUCAAGAACGUGCUUUGGGUGCCCAGCCUUGCUGCAAACCUGAUUUCCGUGCGGCGGUUGGCAAAGGCCGGUAUGGACACUAACUCGAAGGGUUAA
Closterium sp. NIES-65 is the source of this 1458-nucleotide messenger RNA. The record is from the annotation of a GenBank genome assembly. Lineage: Eukaryota; Viridiplantae; Streptophyta; Zygnematophyceae; Desmidiales; Closteriaceae.